Lathyrus sativus (Indian pea) is the source of this 945-nucleotide messenger RNA. NCBI's taxonomy places the organism in Eukaryota, Viridiplantae, Streptophyta, Magnoliopsida, Fabales, Fabaceae. The record is from the annotation of a GenBank genome assembly.
AUGUAUCCUAGAUUGAUACACCCCCAUGAAGGAAUUGUUGGACAAGAUGAUUUGCAAGCUGCUGUUGGCGCUGUCAAUCAUAAGGGUGAUCCUUGUCUUGUUUUGACUGCUGAUCCAAAACCUCGUCUUCGUUGGACUCAAGACCUUCAUGAACGCUUUGUUGAUGCUGUUACUCAGCUUGGAGGCCCUAGUAAAGCUACACCAAAAGCAAUCAUGCGGACAAUGAACGUCAAGGGUUUAACUCUAUUUCAUUUAAAGAGUCAUCUUCAGAAAUACAGACUUGGUAAGCAAUCAGGAAAAGAUAUAGGGGAGGGAUGCAAAGAUGGGAUGACAGGUUCCUAUCUUUUAGAAAGCCCUGGCACCGAUAACUCAUCUCCGAAGUUACCUACGUCCGAUACAAACGAGGGUUAUGAAAUCAAGGAGGCAUUAAGAGCACAGAUGGAAGUGCAAAGUAAACUACAUUUGCAAGUGGAGGCAGAGAAGCACUUGCAAAUUCGCCAGGAUGCGGAGCGAAGAUACAUGGCUAUGCUUGAAAGAGCUUGCAAGAUGCUGGCUGAUCAAUUUAUAGGUGCUUCUGCUAUAGACACAGACAGCCAAAAGUUCCAAGGAAUUGAAAAUAAAGCACCAAGAGCUCCCUUGGUUGACCAUCUUGGCUUUUAUUCCUUGCCGUCUACUGAGGCGGCCGGAGUGAAUGCUCCAGAAGACGAAAUUCCUCCAACCCUCCCACCCCAAAGGGCCGAUUGCUCAACUGAAAGUUGUUUAACAUCGCACGAGAGCUCUGGAGGAUUGACUCUAGAAGGAUCUCCAAGUGCAGGGAAACGAAGAAUGCUAGGCAUGGACUCGAUGGCGGCGCCUUUGAUUUGGAGUGAAGCAAAGAUGAAAGCUCAAGCCAUCAAUAUAGGCCAAGGUAAUCACCAUCUUGGAAUAACUAGGUAUGGCAUUUAA